This is a messenger RNA of Oncorhynchus nerka (sockeye salmon), 1476 nucleotides long. RefSeq names its product protocadherin gamma-A6-like. The record is from RefSeq and is a predicted model, not a curated record. Gene Ontology annotation, molecular function: calcium ion binding. The transcript has 3 exons. NCBI's taxonomy places the organism in Eukaryota, Metazoa, Chordata, Actinopteri, Salmoniformes, Salmonidae. Bases 238 to 1476 code for a protein of 412 amino acids. Gene Ontology annotation, cellular component: plasma membrane. Gene Ontology annotation, biological process: homophilic cell-cell adhesion.
AAUCACUGGAGCCCCCUCCCCUAUCACUGCGUUCCACCAGAGGAAAGGGAGAGACUCUGCGCUUCAUACGAGGCGGGGCUCGACAGAAAUAUUUUCGCUCUGAUCCAUUAUUUACAUAGAUCAGAAAAGGACAGUGAAAAUAGGCUCGAUUGAAUCGAAGCGUCAACUAGUAUUUGCUCACUGUUUCUGAGGAUACCCUUUACGGAAUAUUCUUGUGGAUUGUAUUAUUUGUUGGCUAUGGAAUUUGAAGGAUUCCUUCAACCUAAAUGUGUAAGAUGGCGUUUGUGUGGACAACGGUGGCAGGUACUCAUUUUUAUCCUGUAUCUCAGUCAUAUUGUCAGUGGACAAAUCCGUUAUUCCAUUCCGGAGGAGAUGAAGACAGGCUCUCUUAUCGGUAACGUGGCUCAAGACCUGGGGUUAGAUUUGAAACGGCUCCGAGCGGGCCGGGCCCGUAUCGUGACCGGAGAAAGCAUGCAGUACACAGAGCUGAAGACAGACAAAGGGAUUCUAGUCGUGAGUGAGAGAAUAGACCGAGAGCAGCUUUGUGGCGACGUCACACCGUGUAGCUUCAGCUUUGAAAUUAUUCUGGAGAAUCCAAUCGAAUUACAUCCGGUGAAAAUAAUGAUCCAAGACCAGAACGACAACGCGCCUCAGGUUCUGUAUCCAGUCCAGACUAGCAGCUCUCUGGUCGCUGAAAUGGUGCCUCGUUCAGCAGAUGUGGGCUAUCUUGUGACUAAAGUGGUGGCUGUUGAUGUGGACUCUGGACAGAAUGCUUGGCUCUCAUAUAAACUUCAGAAAGCGACAGACAGGGCGCUGUUUGAAGUGGGCUUACAGAAUGGCGAAAUAAGAACACUACGCCAAGUCAAUGAUAAAGAUGCUGUGAAACAAAGGCUCACUGUUGUAGUGGAGGACAAUGGGCAGCCCUCUCGUUCAGCUACAGUCAAUGUUAACGUGGCUGUGGCGGACAGCUUCCCUGAAGUGCUCUCGGAGUUCACUGACUUUACGCACGACAAGGAAUACAAUGACAACCUGACUUUUUACUUAGUCUUGGCUUUGGCUGUAGUCUCAUUUCUGUUCAUCACAUGUUUAGUGGUUAUUAUAUCAGUGAAAAUAUACAGAUGGAGACAGUCUCGCAUCCUCUAUCAUUCCAACCUCCCGGUUAUUCCGUAUUAUCCACCGCGUUACGCAGACACUUUGGGGACAGGAACUCUACAGCACGUGUACAAUUACGAGGUGUGCAGGACGACUGACUCCAGAAAGAGUGACUGUCAGUUCGACAGACCCUGUAGUCAGAACGUACUGAUAAUGGACCCCAGUUCUACAGGGACGAUGCAGCGGAUGCAGAACGAACAGAACAUCCUGGAUGAACCAGACUCCCCACUAGAGCGCUUCUUCUGUCAUGAGCAGCAGAGGUCUGCUCCGCUCUCAGGCAGCGUAUACGAACUCUCGUUCAAACUACUGUCUUUAGCUCAAUAG